AUGAGCCAGUCCUUUAAAGACAAAGAAGCUUUUGUUUUAGAUCAACAAAGAAGAGAAGGAGAAGACAGAAUCGACGGCGGGGAAAACUGUGCCAAACGAAAACGAAAUCAAAACCAAACUCGCGAAGUGAAGCGAAAAACUCAAAUCGUCGUCACAGCUUCGUUCUCUCUGGCUAACAGGUAUUUCAUAAUAUCCACCAAACAACAACAUAGUGGCAAUUUUGGUGAAGUGUGGCGGGUAGAAAAUAAUAAGAAACAUAGUCGAGCAUUUCAACAACACACAAGCAAAGCUUAA
Clunio marinus is the source of this 294-nucleotide messenger RNA. The record is from the annotation of a GenBank genome assembly. NCBI's taxonomy places the organism in Eukaryota, Metazoa, Arthropoda, Insecta, Diptera, Chironomidae.